Verruconis gallopava is the source of this 653-nucleotide messenger RNA. RefSeq lists its product as uncharacterized. The transcript is spliced from 2 exons. The record is from RefSeq and is a predicted model, not a curated record. Bases 277 to 600 code for a protein of 107 amino acids. NCBI's taxonomy places the organism in Eukaryota, Fungi, Ascomycota, Dothideomycetes, Venturiales, Sympoventuriaceae.
AUCAUGAGUGCGAGGAGGUUUGUGCCCUGAUGUUUUGGUUGCGUCUUGCUUGGUUCUUCUCACCAAUUAUAGGUCCCUCCUCAGUUCGCGCUUUGUCUGGCCCGCCUCGUCGAGCUCGCUAGGGCUCUCAAGGACUACGAGUCGGGUAUCACAUCAACCGUUGAGGUCGAUCGAGCGGAGUGCGUGCGUUUGUUCGCGCGCUAUAAAACGGCGGUUGAAGCGUUUGUCACUCGCGACAACCGGUUGGGCGGGCAUCGCCGCCCCACUUUAGAGGUCAUGUUUCGCGAGCUCCUAGAGCAGAUGCGACAACUCAUCCGAGGGGUGAACACCCUCGCCAGCAUCUCGCCCUCCUCCACUGCUGCGUCUCAGGCGCGUUCUGGGCGCGUCUCACAGAUUCCUCCCGAGCUCGUUUUUUCCUUGCGACACCAGGGUCGCCGGGCGUUCCGCCCAAAUCCCUCUCUCGACCCUGCUCCCCCUUCUCGUCGACGGCGCCAUGCCGGCGACUCCUCUGCUACGGCGUCGUCGUCUUCUCGGGGCGGUGGUUCCGCUGCCACCCGUGAGGGUUCCUUUGUGGAGCUCUCAUCCGAUUACUCCGAAUAAGGGGCUCGUCCCCUGCGUUUUGCUUCUUGUAAUAUAUUUAGCAUAGCUUACUU